AUAAAUAAAUAGCACAUUAACUUCCGUAUCUGUGAGCCCGCUGUCACUUCCGUCUCGGGUGAAGUUCCCCUCGCCGGACGGUCCAUCGUUGAAAGCACAAACUCAUAAGAUAAUGCGUACUACGAUUCCCGAGGAGUUAACGUCGCUCAUUUCAGAUCUAGAAUUUUUCCUCUGUGAUGGCUUGAAAGGGGAAAAUCUAAGCAAGAAGGCGAAAGAGAGGAGGGAAGCCUUCAUCAAACGGAUUAAAGAGGUCAAACUGGGUUUCCCACAAGAUUUCAAGGACAAAAUAGGUGGAGAUGACUCAGAUGAUGAGGAGGAGGUUGACAGCAACAACGAUGGAGGGUCCUUGCAGUCGGAGCGCACGGACAAGGAUGAAGAGGCUUGUGAAGGUGCCCAGCAGUCCCCACCUGUGGCAGCUCAGGACCUGGUGUCUGUCUUUAAAGCAGGAUACCUCGAGAAGCGCAGAAAGGAUCACAGCUUUUUUGGUACAGAGUGGCAGAAGAGAUGGUGUGCUCUAAGCCAUCAUACUUUCUACUAUUAUGGCAGUGAGAAAGACAAGCAGCAGAAGGGGGAGUUCAAUAUCGAUGGCUACACCGUCAAAAUGAACAACACCUUACGGAAAGACUCAAAGAAAGACUGCUGCUUUGAAAUUUCGGCUCCAGACAAGCGAGUCUAUCAGUUUUCUGCGUCAUCAGUGAAAGAGGCAGAGGAAUGGGUGAAACAGAUAGACUUUGUUUUGAAAGAUAUGACAGGCAUCAUCCCAGUAGACGAAGAGGAGGAACAGGAAGUGUACGAUGAUGUUGGCGCAAUUGACGAAGACAUCUAUGAAGAGCUCCCAGAGGAGGACAUGCCCAAUCCAGCAAAACCUCUUCCAAAGGUGGAGCCAGUGAGCAAACCUGCUCCUCCUGCCGCAGUUAAUAAGAGCACAGACUACCCCAACUACUACCAGGGCUUAUGGGACUGUGCAGGGGACCUCCCAGAUGAGUUGUCCUUCAAACGUGGAGAUGCCAUCUACAUCCUGAGCAAGGAGUACCAGAGCUUUGGCUGGUGGGUCGGAGAGAAGAAUGGAAAUGUAGGAAUCGUCCCCAAAGACUACCUGAUUGAGCUUUAUGCUCUAUAAAUACAACCCACGAUGAUUGCCCCUUCUAUAUACACUGUGGGAGACCAAUAAUUGGAUGAAAAGAUUUUCACAAGACUGAAAUACAUGUUUGAGUAUAUUUCUCUAGGAUCUGCACUUUGCACUGCGUGUUUGUAUUUAUUUUCUAUCUAAGAUUCAGUUUUUCCACAACGCCAUUUCAUGCUCAGCUUUGGGAAAAUUUGGUAUUUGAAAAAGACAAUGAAUAAAGAUUUAAACAUU
This is a messenger RNA of Micropterus dolomieu (smallmouth bass), 1357 nucleotides long. It is a transcript of the gene skap2, whose product is annotated as src kinase associated phosphoprotein 2. Lineage: Eukaryota; Metazoa; Chordata; Actinopteri; Centrarchiformes; Centrarchidae. Gene Ontology annotation, molecular function: protein binding. The record is from RefSeq and is a predicted model, not a curated record. Bases 113 to 1120 code for a protein of 335 amino acids. Gene Ontology annotation, cellular component: cytoplasm; plasma membrane. The transcript has 13 exons.